AUGCAACAAAAUUACGCAGAAUUAUUUUUUUCCCAUUUCUAAAUUGUAGCCAAUCAAUCUUAACAAGGCAAAAAAAUAAUUGAAGAAAUUAUUGACAGUUUUGAAGAAAGAGUGAAUAUUGAAGAAAAAUAUGCAAAAUCAUUAGAAAAAUUAGUAAACAAUCUUAGUAAAAUUGAAGAUAAGCAAUAGUAAUAUAAUAAUUCCAAUUUAUUAGAAUGUUUAAAAUUCCUAUAUAUUGUCUAAAAUGUUUAAGUACUAGUAGAUAACGUUAAGCAGAAGGAUUAUGUUAAUCAUUAAAAGAAGAUCUUAUUGUUUAAUUAAAAUAAUUAAUUUAAUAAUAAAAUGCUUCUUCUAAAAAAUUAAUAGAUGAAGCUAAGAAAUUAGAGAAAGAGCAUUUGUUUCUCAAUUCAGAAUAUAAAAGAGUAUUAAUUAUAUAUAUAUAAUUUUUAGAAUUUUUAAGAUUAUAAAUAAAAAAAGAGAGAAUACGAACAAAAUGCAACAGUAUUGGUUGUUUAUAAUCUUUUAUCAGAAUAUCCUGAAAAAAAAAGAUUAAGUUAAUAUUAGAAAGUUUCAUCUGUGACAAAAGAAUCAUAAGAAUUGGAAUAAAGAUAUAAAUAAUCAGUGGCAGAUUAUAAUACUAAUUGUGAUACAUCAAAAGCAAGAAUUCAAGCUAUUUUGGCUUAAAUGUAGGAAUAAGAAGAAAAAAGAAUUACAGUUUUUAAAGACACACUUAUAAGAUAAAUCGUAAGAUUAAAUAUUAAUUAUAUAAGAUUUUUGAAGUUUCUCAUUCUAAAAAUGUAUAGUAUGAUUUAGAUAAAAUAAAUGAGAAAAUUGAUGAUAUACAUCCUGAAGAAGAAGUUUAGAAGUUUGCCUAAUCUUUAAAAUUAGAGAAUCCUCCUCUUUUUGAGAAAACAGAAUUGAUUCAACUCAAUUCAUAUAUUAGCAAUAGUUUAUAAAAGUUUUUCUCUAAAGAGUUUGAUGAAAUUCUCUCCUUAAAUAGUGAUUAAAAGGUUAAAGAAAUUAUUUAGCUUGUGGAAUAGGGAGCAACAAUAAAUUCUGAAGAUUAAAAAUAGGAAAAUAUAUAUUAUGCUGCAAAAAUAAUAUAUGAUUGUUGGAAGGAAUAAUAAAUAGAUGUAGAUACAUUUAGUUAAUUUAAAAAAAAAAUAUAUGAUGAUUAUUAACUGAGAAAAUUAGUUAUUAUUGCAUUAUAAAAUAAGAGGGCUACUUCAAAAUUUAGACUUGGACCUAUAGCAUUCUAAAAUGCAGUUAAUUUGUUUAAUUCAGUCUUAGAAAUAGUAUUCAAUAUUUUAUUUAUAUUAGUGCUUAGAGACAUUUGAUGCAGGCACAUCUAGACAGUUAAUGAAUUUAUCUUUCACUUUUCAUAAAGAAAAUAUAGAAAAUGGUAGAUCAUAAUGUUAUUUUAUUUAAAAUGAAUUUGCUAAACUUUAAGUUUGGGAAAAUAGAGAUUUAUGGGAAACUAGCAUUAUAUAAUAAAUUUAUGAAUAAAUUAAAGAAUAAUAAUAAAGGCAAAAAUCUUUAACGUAUAUUAAUUGUUAUAAUAUUAGUCUUUUCGAUUAAAUUUAAACAGAAAAAAAUAUGAUUUUGACAAUUCUCACACAAAUGGCAUAAAAUAUGCUAUUAUUUAAUUUUAAAUUUGGAGCAAUCAAAGAUAUUAUGUUUAAAUUUAUGGCUUUUUUUGAAUUGAAUGAAGAAAUCUCUUCUGAUUUAUUUGUAAAUAUAAUUAAUAAUUUAAUUAUAGAAUGCUAUUGAAGGUUUUGAGAAAUAGAAAUAAUUGAAAGACUAAUAAGAAAAAUAAAAUCAACUAUAAUAACAAGAGUAGAACUAAACAAUAGAAUAGUAAUAAUAAUAAUAAUAAUAAUAAUAAUAAUAAUAAUAAUAAUAAUAAUAAUAAUAGUAAUAAUAAUAAUAGUAAUAAUAACAAUAGUAAUAAUAAUAAUAGUAAUAAUAAUAGUAAUAAUAAUAAUAAUAAUAGUAAUAGUAAUAAUAAUAAUAAUAAUAGUAAUAGUAAUAAUAAUAAUAAUAAUAAUAAUAAUAACAACCACAAUUAUAAUAACCUUAAUAACAAUAAAAUAUGAUGGGGAAAAUUAGUUCAUUUUUUUCAUAAUUAAAUAAGGAUUGA
Paramecium sonneborni is the source of this 2140-nucleotide messenger RNA. The record is from the annotation of a GenBank genome assembly. NCBI's taxonomy places the organism in Eukaryota, Ciliophora, Oligohymenophorea, Peniculida, Parameciidae.